GGCAGCUGGGCAACUUUUCCUUUGCACAGGUUUUGAUAAAUCGCACCCCAUGUUCCCAAAUAUGUUGUAUAUUGAGCCCAAAUGAACUGGAACUUAUUGUGGUUAUUUUCACUUAUAUGUACUCUAGCUUAUUUUUUUUAAAACAUUUGUUGACAUGUACAUUAUAUUGGAAGCCACUGAAGUGCAAGGAGGAUCAGAUUUGAAGCCCCAUACUAAGUAUAAUCCUGCAGAAGACGUAGCUGCUUUGCAAAAGUCUCUUACUGGAAAGGACAUCGAUAAAGUAAACAUUAUUAACAUCAUAAGUAGCAGAACCAAUGAACAGCGGCAAGAAAUGAAAGCAGCUUACAAAGAAAAAACAGGAGAGUCUCUGGAAGAUGCUCUAAAGAAAGCUUUCAGUGGUAAACUUGAAAAGUUUCUCCAGGAUAUGAUGAAAACCCCAGCUGAGUUUGAUGCUGCUGAACUAAAAGCUGCAACAAAGGGUGCUGGGACAACUGAAGACACACUCAUUGAAAUUUUGGCCACAAGAACAAAUCAGGACAUCAAGAAGAUGAAAGAAGUCUACAAAACAGUAUAUAAAACUGAUGUUGAAACGGAUAUCACAGAGGAUACAUCUGGAGAUUUUCAGAAGGCUUUGCUGGUUCUCUUAAAGGGGGAACGUAGUGAAGACUGCUAUGUCAAUGAAGAUGAAGCUGAAAAAGAUGCCAAGGCACUGUUUGAAGCUGGAGAAAAUAAGAAAAAGGCUGAUGUAGAUGUAUUUAUAACAAUUUUUACCUCAAGAAGCUAUGCACAUUUAAAUAAAGUAUUUCAAAACUAUUCAAAGUUAAGCAAACAUGACGUAAACAAGGCUCUGGAUUUGAAGCUGAAGGGAGAUAUUGAGAGCUGCUUGGUGGCGAUUGCAAAAGUUGCUGAAAGCAAACCGCGCUACUUUGCGGAAAAGCUACACCAUGCAACAAAGGGGUUGGGAACUCGUAACAAAGUAGUUAACAGGAUAAUGAUUUCACGACAGGAAAUUGACAUGAAAGCCAUUAAAGCUCAGUUUAAAGAGAUCACUGGCAAAUCUCUACGUGAUGUUCUCAUGGAGGAAACUAGUGGUGACUAUGAGACCGCACUUGUUGCCCUCUCUGGCUAUGAUGAGUAAUAAUGCAAUAGAAACUCGGAUGGUAAAAAAAAAAUAACAAUCUUCAUAAUCCUCAAUACAAGUAAUGUGGAAAAAGUUAUAGAUAGACCUUGACUAGCUCUAGUGUCUAAAUAUAUUAUUAACAAAAGAAGGUACCAAAUGGAAAAUGUAAUGGAUGCUGAUUUUUUUUCUUGUAAAAUAAAGUUUAUA
Molecule: messenger RNA, 1327 nt
Organism: Hyla sarda
Lineage: Eukaryota; Metazoa; Chordata; Amphibia; Anura; Hylidae
Product: annexin A1-like
Exons: 12
Coding region: 155-1138 (327 amino acids)
Biological process (GO): positive regulation of cell migration involved in sprouting angiogenesis; alpha-beta T cell differentiation; response to interleukin-1
Cellular component (GO): cytoplasm; plasma membrane
Molecular function (GO): phospholipase A2 inhibitor activity; calcium-dependent phospholipid binding; cadherin binding involved in cell-cell adhesion
Source: RefSeq, a predicted model, not a curated record